Aspergillus saccharolyticus JOP 1030-1 is the source of this 918-nucleotide messenger RNA. RefSeq lists its product as uncharacterized. Gene Ontology annotation, molecular function: catalytic activity. Lineage: Eukaryota; Fungi; Ascomycota; Eurotiomycetes; Eurotiales; Aspergillaceae. The transcript has a single exon. Gene Ontology annotation, biological process: nucleoside metabolic process. The annotation marks the transcript as partial. The record is from RefSeq and is a predicted model, not a curated record.
GACUACACCAUUGGGUGGGUCACCACGACUGAUGAGGAGUACCGUGCAGCAAGCUGGAUGGUCGACCAGGUACAUCUGCCCAAUAGCCCAUUCCGCCAACUGAACAAGAGACGAAAAUUCAACUACCAACUCAGCCGGGUGGGCAACCAUUUCGUCGCGAUAUCGGUUCCUAUACUUGGAUACAUCCUCAACGCGGCAGACGUUAUUGAUGACAUGAGGGAGACGUUCCCUCAGAUUCGCUUUGUCCUCCUCGUGGGAACCGCUAGCGGGGUCCCGUCUCUCGGAAACGAUGAGCGCCCUGAUGAACAGUGUACCGUUCCCGAUGUGCGACUAGGUGAUGUGAUUGUGGGGACUAGGACAGUUGUUCCUUGCAGUGGGGAAGCUGUUGAGCCUCCAGAAACUGAGCUGGAAGGAGGAAACACCCGAGCCAUUUUCACUACGAUCACCGAGUUCAGACGUAGGCUUUCAAGUGGCGUGGAUACAGAGCCAUCUGUGACCGCCAUGGUCAAACAAAAGUGUUCGCGGGACCGUCGUUUCAGCCGUCCCCAUCUACCGUCGGAUCGUCUUUACCGGGCCGAAUAUCCACAUAUCUCGGACCGGUGUGAAUGCCUGAUUCCGACUGCCCGCCAAGACUCAGUGACAGUAUCGCGAGCCCAGCGUCCUCCAAACCGGCAGUUGGAGGUUCACUAUGGAUCCGUCUGUGCCGUCAAGCAUUGCAUCAGGGACGCUUUGAGACGCGAGGAACUUGCCCUCGAAAACGAUGUGCUGUGUUUCAUCCCCGGUAUCGACGAUAUGACGGACGAGAUCGAUUGCCUGCCGAUCCUCGGAAUUAGCGAUUAUGCUGACUCGCAUCAGUACAGUCGUGCAUGGAUGGAAUACGCCGCUUUGACUGCCGCAGUGUGUGCGAAGGAGUUUCUC